GGGAAAUAGUAGUAGCCUGGAUUGCGUUAUAAGAGGGAUCAUCUGAAGAGGAUCCGUACAGAAGCAAAGGACUGGUACAUAGCAGGAAUGCUCCAACGGAUGACUUGGCACUGUAGCUGCAUUUCUUUGGUCUGGCUCAUCAGGGUGCUGUCAAGGUGGAUUAUCACUGAUGUUGGUGAAGUCCACAGCCUUUCUUUCCUCUAUGGAUGGGCCAAUCCCCGUUGGUUCAAAUUGGAGCCGUGCACACGACCCGGGGAUUCCAAUGUAACCACACAACAAGCAAUAUGUGAGCGACUGCAAGUCAUAAAAGUACUAUGACAGCAGCUAGCACAUGAGAGUACAGAGCUUUUAAUUGUGUUCAGAGUAUCCGCGGUCAUGGCUUAGUGACA
Messenger RNA from Aspergillus heteromorphus CBS 117.55, 389 nucleotides. RefSeq lists its product as uncharacterized. The transcript has a single exon. NCBI's taxonomy places the organism in Eukaryota, Fungi, Ascomycota, Eurotiomycetes, Eurotiales, Aspergillaceae. Bases 88 to 318 code for a protein of 76 amino acids. The record is from RefSeq and is a predicted model, not a curated record.